AUGAGUUCUAAGAAUGUUGCAACAGCUAUUAUUGAUUUUUUAAAUCAAGCCACAGCUACCAAUGCAGUUUCUGAUGAGGAAAAAGAAAGUUUAGAGGUCGCUGCCCAAUGUAUCAAAGACUCUUUUAAGAUCAAUCCCAUUGAAAUAGUUCCUGGUUCAGGAAAGCAAUUGGUAGAUGCUUAUGAUGCCUACGAACAGCAGCAUCCUGUUGAGGCAACCUCAUCCAAUGCUUCAAAUGGUAAAGAUGAAGCCGAAAAAUAUAAAGCUCAAGGAAACGAAGCAAUUGCCAAAAAAGAGUACCAGAGUGCUGUCGAUCUUUAUACUAAGGCCAUUGAGCUCGAUCCUACUUCUCCCGUGUAUUACUCUAACCGUGCUGCCGCUUAUAGUCAAUUAGGACAAUACGAGUCUUCCGUAGAGGAUGCAUUGACUUCUUUGAGCAUCGAUCCCAAGCAUGCUCGUGCUUAUGGUCGUCUCGGUCGCGCCAAGCUUUCCCUUGGCGAUGCUGCUGCUGCUGCUGACGCUUAUGCAAAGGGAUUAGAGCUGGACCCGAGUAACGAUGUUUUAAAACGUGGUUUGGAAGCUGCCAAAGAACAAAUUAACCCAUCAUCUGAUGUUGAAGCUCAAGGCUCUACCACCGAACAGUCUCGUGACGCAGGAGCCGGAGGCAUGCCCGAUUUGGGUUCCUUGUUCUCUGGGGGAAUGCCUGAUUUAGGUUCUUUGAUGAACAAUCCUGCUAUUAUGAACAUGGCUCAAAACAUGAUGCAAUCAGGAGCCUUGAACAAUUUGAUGGGUGAUCCCAACAUUGCUAAUAUGGCUCGCAACUUCCAAAGCGGUGGCGGCAUGCCUGAUUUGAAUUCCUUGGCUGGCAAUCCCCAAUUGCAAAACUUGGCACGCAAUUUUAGGAACAACCAAAAUAACGGUAAUCCCGAAAACAAUUCUCAAUAA
Molecule: messenger RNA, 945 nt
Organism: Schizosaccharomyces osmophilus
Lineage: Eukaryota; Fungi; Ascomycota; Schizosaccharomycetes; Schizosaccharomycetales; Schizosaccharomycetaceae
Gene: sgt2
Product: TRC complex (ER membrane insertion) TPR repeat subunit Sgt2
Exons: 3
Coding region: 1-945 (314 amino acids)
Biological process (GO): post-translational protein targeting to endoplasmic reticulum membrane
Cellular component (GO): TRC complex; membrane
Molecular function (GO): protein binding; molecular adaptor activity
Source: RefSeq, a predicted model, not a curated record